Sinocyclocheilus rhinocerous is the source of this 729-nucleotide messenger RNA. RefSeq names its product O-acetyl-ADP-ribose deacetylase MACROD1-like. Gene Ontology annotation, biological process: purine nucleoside metabolic process; peptidyl-glutamate ADP-deribosylation; DNA damage response. Gene Ontology annotation, cellular component: nucleoplasm. NCBI's taxonomy places the organism in Eukaryota, Metazoa, Chordata, Actinopteri, Cypriniformes, Cyprinidae. The transcript has 6 exons. The record is from RefSeq and is a predicted model, not a curated record. Gene Ontology annotation, molecular function: ADP-ribosylglutamate-[protein] hydrolase activity. The coding region runs from base 85 to 465 and encodes 126 amino acids.
UUCCAAUUUUCAGUGGAUGGUGCCAUUCAUCGUGGGGCUGGUCCUCUGUUGAGGAAGGAAUGUGCCACUCUGAACGGCUGUGAAAUGGGGGAGGCCAAGAUCACCGGAGCCUACGGUCUGCCUGCAAAAUAUGUUAUUCACACCGUGGGGCCGAUAGUCCAUGAUUCAGUGGGGGACAGAGAGGAACAAGCACUGAGAAACUGUUAUUAUAACUGUCUGCACACAGCAACUAAGAAUCACCUGCGAACAGUGGCUUUUCCCUGCAUCUCUACUGGAGUGUAUGGAUAUCCACCUGAUCAAGCAGUCGAAGUUGCCCUGAGAGCAGUGAGAGAAUACCUGGAGCAAAAUCACGAGAAGCUGGACCGGGUCAUCUUCUGUGUGUUUCUGAAGUCUGACAAAGAGCUCUACGAAACAAUGUUGCCUGCAUACUUCCCACGAGGUUCACCGCCAAAGAGCAAAUUAUGAGAGGAUGGCAUAGUUGCUGUGGAAACGCCACACAAACUGCUUUUCCGUCACAUCACUGUCUCGCUUUUACCUGAUGCAGCCCCUACAAACAUCAACAGCUGCCUGACACCACCUGAUUUAUUCAUAUCACUAAACCAGUGCUACAUGGAAUUCAAUGAUUGCUAUCAGCUUCCUGUUGGGAGUCAUAUUGCUAUUGGAUUUGUGUUAAUAUUAAUAACAAUGUGGGCUUACAAGUGGUAGUUCACCCAAAAAUUAAACAUUUAC